AUGUCCGCCGUCAUCCGUCAAGCCGUUAGACCAGCCUUAAGGUCCAUUGCUUCCAGAAGAGUAGCAUGCAUAGCCAUCCGUCACAAUUCUACUGCUGCCGCUCCAGUUGAUCCAAAGAUCUCCGCUAUUGUUGACCAAAUCUCCCAAUUAACAUUAUUAGAAACUUCCGCAUUGGUUACUGAAUUGAAGGAAAAGUUAAACAUUUCCGAUAUCGCCCUUCCUGCUGCUGGUGCUGCUCCAGCCGCUCAAGCUGCAGCACCAGCUGAAGAAGAAACUAAGGAAGAACCAGAAGAAAAGACCAUCUUCUCCGUCAAGUUAGAAUCAUUCGAUGCCAAAUCCAAGCCAAAGAUCAUUAAGGAAGUCAAGACUUUGCUCGGAUUGAGUUUGGUUGAAAGUAAGAAGUUUGUUGAAGGUGCUCCAAAGGUAUUGAAGGAAAAUGUUCCAAAGGAAGACGCUGACAAGAUGAAGGCCACCUUAGAAGGCUUAGGUGCUAAGAUUACCUUGGAAUAG
Molecule: messenger RNA, 510 nt
Organism: Spathaspora passalidarum NRRL Y-27907
Lineage: Eukaryota; Fungi; Ascomycota; Pichiomycetes; Serinales; Debaryomycetaceae
Product: mitochondrial 54S ribosomal protein bL12m
Exons: 1
Coding region: 1-510 (169 amino acids)
Biological process (GO): translation
Cellular component (GO): ribosome
Molecular function (GO): structural constituent of ribosome
Source: RefSeq, a predicted model, not a curated record